AUGGGUCAAGCUGGAAGAAACUUGACUGUGACCUGUGACUAUAACAUCGAGUAUAAGAAGCACCGGAAGUGGUGGUGCCGAAAGACAGUCCUGAUGCACUGUCAUAACCGCGUACACACCACUGGAGCAGAGCAGGUGGUGAGGAAGAACCGGGUGACCAUCAGGGAUGACCAGGGUCAGCACAGGUUCACCGUGACGAUGGAGCGGCUCAGGGACAAUGAUGCGGGCACAUACUGGUGCGGGGUUGACACAGAUAAAUUUGAUCUCGCAUUCCCCGUCAGAGUGACCAUUGCCCCAGCCACCGGGGUUCCCCCAGAGCCGUUAAGAGUCCUGGGGUCACACCCAGCCCCCGCCUACACCUUUCCCAGCUCCCACUACUUGUCCCAGAGCCCCGAGACAGGGCCCAUGGAGGCCCAGGAGGAGGUCAGCUACGCGCACCUGUCUCUGCGGCCCCGUGACCCGGAGCCCAUCUACGCCAACGCGGACGCUGAAACUACUGGAACAGAGCAGGUGGUGAGGAAGGACCUGGUGACCAUCAGGGACGACCAGACGCAGCGCAGGUUCACCGUGAGCAUGGAGUGUCUCAGGCACGAUGACGUGGGCAUGUACUGGUCCCUGCUCAGCAGCGUCCAAUUCCUGCUCCUGGUCUUCCUGAAGGUUCCCCUGCUGCUGUUUCUGAUGGGGGCCCUCGUCUGGGCAAGCUGGCCUCAGAGGGGCCCUAGGAAACAGACAUAG
This is a messenger RNA of Sorex araneus (European shrew), 735 nucleotides long. RefSeq names its product CMRF35-like molecule 6. Gene Ontology annotation, molecular function: transmembrane signaling receptor activity. The coding region runs from base 1 to 735 and encodes 244 amino acids. NCBI's taxonomy places the organism in Eukaryota, Metazoa, Chordata, Mammalia, Eulipotyphla, Soricidae. The transcript is spliced from 5 exons. The record is from RefSeq and is a predicted model, not a curated record. Gene Ontology annotation, cellular component: plasma membrane.